UGAUGACGAAGAAGAAGAAGACGGCGUCGCCGGAAAACGCCAUUUUGUUGCUAAACCGGAGCAGAGGAGAAGGAUCGAGAAGCGUUAGCAAAGGUCAGGUCUGAAUUUGUUGGACAACCGGUAUUGUUUCCAGACUGCUCUUGCCUUCAGCACAAUCUUAGAACUCGGUGUGCCAAGAUGGGGAAUUUUGCAACCCUGUUCAAAGGAUUUUUUGGCAAGAAAGAGAUGAGAAUCCUGAUGGUAGGACUGGAUGCAGCUGGAAAGACCACCAUCCUGUACAAGCUCAAACUGGGAGAAAUUGUUACCACAAUCCCUACCAUUGGUUUUAAUGUUGAGACAGUAGAAUUCAAGAACAUCAGUUUUACAGUGUGGGAUGUUGGUGGUCAGGACAAAAUCAGGCCACUCUGGAGGCACUACUUCCAAAACACACAGGGCCUCAUCUUUGUAGUGGACAGUAACGACAGGGAACGAAUCAACGAGGCGAAGGAGGAGCUGAUGCGAAUGCUGGCUGAGGAUGAGCUGAGGGAUGCCGUGCUGCUUGUGUUUGCCAACAAACAGGACCUGCCUAAUGCCAUGAAUGCAGCUGAGAUCACGGACAAGCUGGGCCUGCACUCCCUGCGCCAUCGCAACUGGUACAUCCAGGCCACAUGUGCCACUAGUGGAGAUGGUCUCUAUGAGGGUCUGGACUGGCUUUCAACCCAACUGAAAAAUGCGAAAUGAUCCAUAAUGAUUCCCCUGUCCCCGUCCCCGUCCCGUCUGUCAUCUCUGUCUGCAGUGUAAUGGGAAACUGCACUGGUUUUGGUCUCACACUCUCCUCUCUUUUUUUCCCCCUCUCUUUCCUCUGAAGAGUUGGACCUUUGGCCAGUGCUCCCCUGCAUCUGUGUACUGUAUGGGUGUGUUUGGAUGAGUAUUUUCAGAUGACUGAACGCACGUUUUGUAUGUGUGAGCCAAGUGGGAGCAGCCACACUGUGCCUUGAACGCAGUUAACUCUUGAACCCCCCCCGCCCCCAAAAGGUACAGGUUUCCACAAACAAAAGGAAUGGACGACGUGAUGGGAUGUUGAGUCCAGGUGUGGCAUUAAGGCCUUUAUGAUAAUUGUUUAUUCACCCUGCGCAGACACACUAUACCACAGUGUAACCUGUGUCACCUUUCCUAAAAUAAAACUAAUCCAAGAUUUAAAUUUUAACUGUUGCAGCAAACACUGGAUCCUCAUUGAUUCUCUUAUGGUUUCUUUGUUUCAAUUUGUCCAUUUGUCCAAAUCCAAAAAGAUCCUAGAAAAGGCAAUAACCUUUCCAGCACGUAUUUACAUAUGUGGAGCUGUGUGUGUAGCUACAGCGGCAUUGGUGGAUGUGUGUAUCCUCUGGGUGCUGUGUGGGUUUCAGCUACAUCCAGUCCAUUGGAACAAUGAGGCCUUUUUUUCCUUUUUUUUGAGUUGCUCCCACUGGCUUUUUAUUUACUGGUAGUCUUAUUUUCUCUUGUAUGUAGUUCUUUGGGUUAGGGUCUGUUCUCUUAUUUUAUUGUAUUCUUUUUUUAUGUUACUGUACGCACGCGUGACCUGGUUCAGUUUAGCAUGAGCUGACAUGCCAGGUGUGCAGCCUUUUUGAGUGAAAAAUGCUUUCGGGACCAAUUGGUUGGAUUCAGGAACAGCUCAUUGUGUUUUGGCUCAGUUUUGGAUUUGUCCUGUAGAGCAUGAAGUUGCCUUCUCCCGUGUUUUCCAAAGGGCGCACAUGCUCCUUUCAACCACCUUGUCAGCGCUGCGAUAGACGGUACAGUUGCUCUGGCCCACUGUUUGAAUCAGCACUGUAAAUGCCUCCUUAAUGCUUUCAGGCUGUAUGGUGUUUUCCCUGCAUGUAUCCAGGGGUGCUUCCCCCCAGUUGUUAUUUACAUCAUGCCACUCUGAUGCUGUUUGCACAACCUCAUCAGCUUGCACCACACAGGCCUGUGCUAUGACAGCGGUUUAUCCAUCAGCCUUUGCAAUGAUCCCAUAGAUAAUAAUCCUUCCCAUUCCUCUACACCAGCAGACAGUUAAAAUGUGCAAGUGCGAAUGUUACACCAGUCCAGCCAGUAAUAGAAGAGUUUGAUCCCAAUUGCUCUUGCAGUUAAUAAGAAAACAAUCGCACACCCUUGACUGAGUAAAGAUGACUUUAAGGUCAUAAUAUCACACUGACCUCUAAAGGGAAAUUCAUUUCCCCUUUGUUUUUUUUUGUUUUUUUUGUUUUUUUUUAAUGACUGGACAUUAUAGAUGUUUUCUCUGAGAGUUUGAGUCUGAACGACUAAUCUUUUUGGCCUUCUUUGUCCUUACGUUAUGGUAUUUCCUAAACAUGCGUAGAGUUCAUAGAUGUGUUACAUAAUCUGGCAUACAGCAAGAAAUACAAAUGUAUAUAAUAUUCUGUAAGAAAAUGUAUUUUAACUUGACAUCAUCCCACCUACUCUUUGUUCAGAUGUGAAGCUUUAAUUUUCAGGAUUGUUUCUGUACAAAAUGACAAGGUAUGUGCAUAUGUAUUUCUUAAGUACCUUUUAUGCUUUUUUAAACUCAUCUUGUAACAUCUGAUAAAUGCACUAUAAUAAAGAGAUCUCUAUUGUA
This is a messenger RNA of Lates calcarifer (barramundi perch), 2584 nucleotides long. RefSeq names its product ADP-ribosylation factor 2a (gene arf2a). The record is from RefSeq and is a predicted model, not a curated record. Gene Ontology annotation, cellular component: cytoplasm; plasma membrane. Gene Ontology annotation, molecular function: GTP binding; GTPase activity. Lineage: Eukaryota; Metazoa; Chordata; Actinopteri; Centropomidae. Gene Ontology annotation, biological process: intracellular protein transport; vesicle-mediated transport.